AUGUUUCGACAUUGCGUAAAGCUUCUCUUCGUUCCGUUCUAUUUUGUUCGCUUUCCGGAUUUCUUUCUGGGAGAUCAGUUCACUUCACAUUCACAAACACUGGUGGACUUGCUUCAUGUAUUGGUCAGCCUCUUUACAGGCUCCUUCUUAUACUUUCGAGAUCCGUUUGCCAGUUACUCACCCACAACGCUCUCCGUGAUUCAAAUCUCCCUUUCGAUUUUGCCUCAGUUCAUUCGAUUGGCGCAGAAUCUCCGACGAUACCAUGACAGCAAGGAACUUUAUCCAAGUAUCUACAAUGGUAUCAAGUAUCUCCUAUCGAUCAUCGCCAACAGUCUGGUUCUUUUUAAACUUCCCUAUUUCUGUGCUCAAUUCAUUUAUACCAUUUAUGCUUUGUGUUGGGAUUUACAUGAAGACUGGGGCUUGCUUCGGAUUCGGCAGGACAAGACAUUAUUGCGUGCAAAGUGUUUGAUUCCUUAUCCCGUUGCAUACUAUCUGGCGAUUGUGAACAACACGAUUUUACGGUUUGCGUGGAUUCUCAAACUUUUCAUUGUAAUCAUGAACUCUGAGAAUCAGAACAAGAUGCUGCUGGUGUUUGGAUGUAUCGAGGUGAUACGACGGAACAUUUGGAAUGUCUUUCGAAUGGAAAACGAGCAGGUGAAUAACUGUGGAAAGUUCAGGUAA
Messenger RNA from Blastocystis hominis, 681 nucleotides. RefSeq lists its product as hypothetical. Gene Ontology annotation, cellular component: membrane. NCBI's taxonomy places the organism in Eukaryota, Bigyra, Opalinata, Blastocystidae. The transcript has 4 exons. The record is from RefSeq and is a predicted model, not a curated record. Bases 1 to 681 code for a protein of 226 amino acids.